AUCUAAACAUUAUUUAUAAACAAUGGAGGAAAAUCUGACUCUGACACCUUCCCCCGAGUCAAAAUCGGGGAUAAGAAACAGCGAUUCUUUUCAAGAAAUGAUGCAGAGAAUUAAAACCGAAAGAAGCAAGGAAUCCAUGAUCAAUUCCACAGACGGAUUUGAGAUGAUGAAUGAUUCCACCCACUUUUGGACAGAUCUCUUUACUAAGUAUUUCAUUGAUCCAUCCAAACUCCCUGAUGACCAGAGAGAUGAUAUGUUGUUCUAUGUAAGAAAAACUCGCAACCCAAAACACAAGUCAUUUACAUUCAGGGAUGUACAAUGUGAUUUAAACAAAAUGUCAAGCGUUAUGAUGUCUGGAGGUGGUGUUAUGAUGUCUGGAGGUGGUGUUAUGUUGCAGCCUGAAAUAGAAGUCUACAGAAGAGACUCGAAGUCUCUUCCCUUACUGGAGGAGAAAACCAUUGACUGGGAGGAAACUGUGUACUUAAACAUCAUCUCACACCAGCUUGUCUACACAGCAACAUGUGCAGUUUGUACAAGAACAAGUGAAAAACAUCUGCAAAUUCUGAGGAGGUUUUCCCAGAGAGUUUACCCAUCACCCAGUAAGAGAAGAAUGGAUGACAAAGGCACAGAAGAAGAACUUACUUAUCCCAACAUAUACUUCACUGUAGAUAAUUUUGAAGAGGCCUUUGGAGACAUUGUAGUCAGAGACAGUGAGAUGGUAUGUGUAGAACUGACAGCGACAGACAGACACGGCAGGGUUAAGGGGGUCAUCUUCCUGGGCUCGGUGCGAUAUGAGGUGCUAAAGAAGGUUUACGAUGCAAGAUUGAGCCUUACUUCCAAAAUGAUGCAGACGAUGUCCCUGGGAAUGAUCAAACAGAACAAGAGGGUGGAGUUUGUCAGAAUGAGGGGACCAAAGAGUAAAGGUCAUGCAGAGGUUGCAGUCAGCAGAGUACCAGGAUCAGGACCAGAGACUCCAAAUAAAGAGAACUUCAAGCUCGAGGAUUUCAACCAUGAACAGAGCAAUGAACAGAAUGAGUAUACACAUCGCCGGAUGAGUGAUCCAAGCGAGUCCUUUGGUUCAUUUGUACGGGGAGGAAUACGUCGUCUCAGCCUAAAAAAAUCUCGAUCAGAAGCUGAGGAUGUGAAUGCAGAGAUAGAAAACUGUCAAGAAGUAGAAGCCACGACCCCACAGAGAGAACUGGAGAGAUCCACCCAUGCCAAUGGAUUCCUUGGAAAGGCUUUUGGGCAAGCCUGGAUGUUGUUUAAAGAACAGAAAAGGGUCACAAGUGUAGCUCUGAAUGCCUACUUAACCUAUAUCACCCUUCCGUGGCAUUGGAUCAUAGCAGAUUUAAUUGAUGCUCAACAGAUGCCUACAUUAACAUCAUGAUAGACAAUUAUUAGAUAAUUAUUUGCUCGAGGGCCUGUCUGGAUUUUCCAGUGCUGACCAUUCUUGACUCUUGGAAGUUGCAGCAAAAGGAAACUGGUGCUCUUAAAACACAGACCAUACUGUGAAAUCUAGUCCAAAAAAAACCACCAGCUGGUAAACCAAAGUCAAAUGGUCGUAUAUAUAAAUUGGCAUUUUUUUUUUUUACAUUCAUCAAAAUGUUCAAACUCAGGAGACAUUUUCCCUUAAGUUAUUGAGUAAUUGCUGUUGGCAUGACAACUUUGUAAACAAAUUGCAGCAUGAUUAGAUUUAAGAGACGCUGUGAACAAUGUUGAGAUUAUUUGAACCAAAUUGUCAUUUGUGCUUGCAAACAUUCCAGUGCUUAAUUAGUGCAGUAUUAAUUAUAGUUAUAUUCCAUUUUUUGAUAAAAUGUGCCAGAAAUCAUUUGUACAAUUCCCUAUAUCCUGUUAUUGUUUAGAUACAUGAUAUAGGUGUGAGUAGAGGUAGUAUUUUACGUCUGAAUUGCAUUAAGCAUACAUGUACAUUUGAAUGCCUAUGUAGAAAUACUAAAUUCCAGGGUACAUAUACAGUCCCUGAAACGUUCUACUUUACCAUUUUUCCGUUCGCUCAUGGUGUGUUCACCGUUCGUUCAACGUGCUUUCACCGUGCGCUCUCCGUUCACAGUUUUGCGUUCAGCUUGCGUUCACCGUUCGUUCACCGUUCACAAAGCGUUCCGCUUGCACUCACCGUUCGUUCAUCGUUCAGUCUUUUCAUUGUCAUUCGGAACACCAAAGUGAAAGGACCAAUCUUGAUAGCAAGGCGAAAAUGAAAAUUGAACGUGUGCGUAAGAGUGGAAGGAUACUUUCUUACUAUAUCAGAAAUUUAAUUUUGAAGUACAAAAUGUCAGGAUUGUUGUCCACUGUGAAUGCCGAAAUGUUCAUUUGAGCUUUUGUUAAAAAUAAUUCUAAAUGAGAGACGAAUAUAAGAGCUUGUCGUUAUGAAUUUAACCCAAGUACGAAAAAUAAGGCAGUUUCAGGUAAUGAAAACCUCUUCCCCUGUGUUCACGAUUUAGCAUUUACAAGUUUGGGCACAAAUUAUUUUAAUUAUUUUGCUUUGCUUGACAUGAGUUUUAAACAGCCCCCUACUAUGAAAAAUAAAAACAAACAAACUAUGCUACAUAAUGUACAUUUUACCGUAUGUACGUGUCAGAAUGUCAAACUGAUAUAGCUAUUUUUACGCCUAUAUUAAUGAAAGACAUUGUCAAUAAACUGAUAUUUACUACUCUUGCCAAAUUUGAAACUUUUGUAACAUUUGUCCCUAAUGCAAAGAUGUAAUUGUUUAUCUGGUAUGUUUCUGCAUUAGCCGUUAAACAUUCUACGGGUAGUUCAGUAUAAUAAACAGUUUUAUCUACUUCAAAUAUAUACAAAUAUUGCACGAUCUAACUGCAAUUUAUGGUCACAUCAAUAAUAAAAAUAGAAAGUUUUGUACUGAUUAUUUCCUCGGGUCGAUGUAGCUGUGACAAAUGAAUGACACAAAAUGUAAGUAGGAGUAUUUAAUACUGUUAGUAGUGUUGAGGUGUUGACACAGGGUAUACCGUCCGUAUUGUUUCUUUACUGCAUCUAUCUUGACUCUUUUUGGGGGUGUUUGUUAAUUACGGUUAUCCCAAACGAUCGAUCUCGUAAAGUUUGAAGCCAUACAUGAACAUCUGUUAAUUCUGGAUGUCACUACACAUGUAGACUAUAGUGUUUUCCUUUUCACAUGCAUUGUAUAUAUAUUAUACCCAUGCAUUAAAUGUAUCUGUAUAUGUAAUGGUAUACACAAUGUACAUACAAAAUUUGCUUUUGUUUGUGUAUGACUGUUGCGUGUAUUAAUGUACAAUGUGCGAUAAUUUCAUGAAAUAUAUACAUGUAUACUCGGUACUUGUACAAAAAUACAUUGAAUAUAUCCAGAACUGUAAAAUAUGCUGUAUCACGAUUCCGGUUUAUUUAAUUUUUUAUUAAUUGAUGAAAUAUACAUGAACAUGUAUUUUAUUACUUGAUUAUGAAAUAAGUAAAAUCCCAGGGAAAAAUCUGAAAUAUUCUGAGUAAAUAGAUCAUUUUGCGUUCAGCGUGCGCUCAGCGCUCGUUCACCGUUCACUCUGCGUUCGCUCACCAAAUUGCGUUCACCAUUCGCUCUGCGUUCAUUCACCGUUCGCUCUGCGUUCGUUCACCGUACAUUCACCGUUCGCUCACCGUGAGUUCACCGUUCAAGUGGGAAAGAAGAAGUUUCAGGGACUGUAUUAAAUUUUUGGUGUUUAAUAACAGCUUAUAAAUCUUCUAUACAUUACGUAUGAUGGGUAUGUAGUUAAUGCAGUCCUGAUUUCAUUAUACUGUGUGUUUAUAUUGAGGUUAUUAUUUGUAGUAAUUUUUAUACAACUUACUUUGAAACAUACUACAUAGAAUUAAUCUUGUGCACUAACAUCAGAAGUCUGGUCCCUAAUGUUUGUCUAGGGACUCUAUCUACAGAGCUGUUUUAGCUGUGAAUUUCUGAGAUGACCUUUUGACUGACUUUUUUAACUUCUUUUCUUGAAUGGCUUCAUGUUUCGUCAAGUGACACAGUUAUUUCCCAUUAUUUUGGAAUGGGAAUUUAAAACAAUGCUUAUCCAUGUAGAACACAGAAAUCCUUAAGAUAUCAAAAAGUUAAGUCCAGUUAUUUUUACCACACAAAAAUUUCUAUUUCCUUAUUAGUUCCCGACUGGCGGAGCCAAAGGGUAUUUUAGGUUUGCACUCCCAUCUGUCUCUCUGUCCGUCAAAUCAGUUUUCUGCACUUUUUUAGUUCACCUGAGUCACUCAGGUGACCUACAUGUAUUGCCAUUGGUCUUCGUCAUCUUUGUGCAUUGUGUGUUGUCUUUUAACAAUCUUAACUUCUUCUUGAAAACUACAUGGCCAAUUGUUACCAUUUUUGGUGUGAAGCAUCUCUAGGAUAAGAGGAAUGUAAAUUUACGACCUUACCACCCCUGGGGCCUCAGGGGCAGGGCCAAAUAUGCUGAAAAGGGCCAUGUUUUCAAAAAUCUUCUCUACUCCCACACAUGUGAUUCUUUGCAGAGUUAUGGCUCUUGGACUUGGAAAUUGAUGAAAUACAUGUACUCAGUUUUCUGCACAUCUUUUCAUCAUGCUUGCAGAUGUUAUGUCCCUUGGACAUAAAAAAAUUAACCCAAAUACUCAGUUUUUGGCUCUCUUUUUUGGUCAUGCUUGUAGAUAUUCAUUUGAUAUUUAGUACAUCAAUUUACUAUGACAAGUAACAGAUCAUGUUUGAAUUUUGUUCUGGUCAAUUGAUGUUUUGCUGAGUUAUGGCCCUUGGACUUAGAAACUAUGGAAUUUGAGUCUGGCUUUCAUAUUAUGGGACCUGAUUAUUCUUGUGUAUGAUUUUUCAUGCAGAAUAAUACGCAGAUGACUUGGGGCCGGUACGGGACAUGUGUUGCUAUGCGAUACUUGCAGAAUGCUUGUUAUAUGUCGUUAUAUUGAUGAUAACAGGGAGUAGAAGGAUGAAAAGUUGAUGGCACUGGUUGAAGUCUUUUCAUAAGUUACAGUUAUGAAUUUAGAAUUAAAAAUGAUUUAAUUUUGAGGUAUGAAGAUAAGCUUUACCACAGUUGAUUACAUAUCCGUAGUUUUCUUGUGUUGUGAUACAGUUACUGUCUGGAUGUCCACAGUGUGGUUUUCUGAAUCUGUCCUCUGAAACUGAUGUUGUCUAAAUGUGUAGGCUGUUGUUCAUAUUGACCAUGUCACAGUCAAUGUUGUGUGCAAAAAAAUUAUGUGGGUGAAGAUUUUUAUAUCUUGUCUUUUUCUAGCUGCAAUAAUGUAGCCCUCUCUGAUUUUUUUUUUUUUUUUUUUUUUUAGGGAGAGGGCUACAACUCCUUAGGAUCUCCGUAAUGGUGCAAAUGCGGGAGUGAUUCACUCCCGCAACAUUUGCGCUCAUUCUAAACAUUUCCUGACUUUCUUUACAUAAAUAAAAUGAUAUUCUAUGUUUCUUAGUCAAUAUAUAAAUUUACAACCUGCAACUUUAGAUUUGUGAGGCUCUAUUCUACCGUUUUCAACAAUUUCGAUAAAUUCCAAUUUCUCGAUUCAUAUUUGUGCGCCAUGUUUGAUGUACUGAAGUUUCAACUUCCGGUUGUCAAGUCAUUUGCAUAUGCCAUAUAAGGUAGUAUUUACAUCAAUGGACAAGUAUGGAGGCGAAAGCUAUUUCGUCGGUAUUGAAAAGGUUUGAAUUUAAUAUCAAGUUAAAAACCGAACUGCAGAGUGUAAAUUCUCUCUGCAGCAAUAUGAUUUUCCUUUCUUUGUCGAAGUGGUUCGAGUAACUACAUUUUCGCGCUGAUUGUCAAUGUUUAGGCUUUUCAUUAGAUCCACCUACGAGAUCUCGCGAUAACAAGCAUGGCGGAGCAGACGAAGAAUUUUGCAUGCUGUACAUUAUAUUUAAUGAAAAACACCUUUAUUAGACAUGCCCGAGCACAAAGUUGGUACUCCUUUUGGUGUAAACAACAUUUGGGACUAAUACACAGAGUUUAUUAUCGGUUAUUCAUAAAAUUAUUUUGCACCAUUACAGAGAUCCUAUGGAAUUGUAGCCCUAUCCUGAAAACAUCAGAAUAAAAAAAAUGGAUAGGGCUACAUUAUUGCAGCUAGUCUUUUUCCUACUGAAAAUUUAACAUUGCAUUGUUACCUGAACUUGUUCUUUAAUGGUAUGGCACAAUGUGUAUGUCUGUCUGCACAUAUAUCCUGUGUGUUUGUCUGUUCAGCCAUUAAUACCUUGUGGUAAGGAUAAAAAGAAGACUAUGAAGGCUAGGAAAAUCAAACCGGGUACCCACGGUGAGAGCAAGAUGUCUGGUAAAAUCAAACCGGGUACCCAUGGUGAGAGCAAGAUGUCUGGUAUUUCUCGAGGUUAACGUCAUGCUUUCCCACGGUGAGAGCAAGAUGUCUGGUAUUUCUCAAGGUUAAAGUCAUGCUUUCCCACGGUGAGAGCAAGAUGUCUGGUAUUUCUCAAGGUUAAAGUCGUGCUUUCAUGGGUAAUCAUGAACGAAAAUCAAUACUGAUAAGGCGAGGAUCAUGAAACUUGGUGUGAAUGUUUCCCAUGAUGUUAGUGCCAGGUAUAUUUUGUAAAGUAGUAAUGUUGUUUCUCAAGUUAUACCUUGUUAGAGUGCUGUUUGCUUUCAAUUUUAUUCUAAACAAAACCAUCGUAGAACUAACAUUUUAUUAAUGCUCUCCAGUGUAAGACAAAGUAUCAAAAGAACACUGAUGGAACCUUUUAUUUUGACCAAACAAUGGUUUACUUGGAUAUCAAUGCUCUCCUUGAUAAAGAAUAGUUUACUUGGUUGUCAAUGCCUUCCUUGAUAAAGAAUGGUUUACUUGGAUGUCAAUGCUUUCUAGCCUUUCAUUGAUUACUACUACACAGUACAUUACUGAAUACAUUAGACAUUUGCUGGACGAGUGCUACUCUUGUUGAUAAAAAGAAGAAAAGUUUGGUAUAUAAUGGAUGACUUGAAUCAUUUCUGUGCUAAACUUGAUUUGAAAGUUGAGUCUCUUUUCAAUGACAUGUUACUAGAUAAAGAAGGUUUUUGUUUAAUCUGUUCUUUUACAUCUGAAAAAAUGUUUUACAACACACCCUUACAAUUCGUGUUCGAAUACUCGAUAGGUGCUACAUAUAUCGAUGUUCGCAGAAGUCAUUUCCAGUAAUUUAAUCUUUAGUAUGAAUUUGAUCUCUGUUGAUGGUUGUCAGUUACAUCUACUACGCUAUGCUCCAUGCUGUGUCAAUAUCAGAAAUGUUAGAUGACAAGCUUUACUAGUGUUAUACAAGGCAUUGUCAGUCAAACACUUUGUUUGCAAUUAAUUUGUAUUAUUAGGUUUUGGCAACUAGAAUUUUAUAUACCUGUGUGAAUAUCUUUAGUUCCCAGGGUUUUGAGUUUUUAUAAAUAUACAGUGAAGCUAUACAAAUAUACUAUUGUUAAUUUCCCACAGUCAGUAAAAUCCUAAUAAUGGUUUUAUACUUUACAGAUACAUUGAAAUAUGUUAAAAGAUAAGCAUCUUCUUUUUUUUUUGGUUUUGUAUCAUAUUUUUGAGGCCUAACUAAUUUUCAGAUUCUAAAGAUUUAUCUAAAGAGUUUUUCUACAAGAAUGUGUUCAGUUUUACAUAGGUUGGAGAAAUGAGUUAAUCCAUUAUUUUGGGACAAUUAUGAAAAGUGUUUGUUGUAUUCAGCCCUCAAAAGGAGGUUAGAGAAGUAUGGGAUUUGUUUAGACAUUGGUCUAAUUUUUAACAAUUAUCUUUGAUGUGAGUGUAAAGUAUCAGUUUUUAUGUAUAUUCAUGUGAAUGUAGAGUUUCUAUGUACAAUAUGUAUGCAAGUAUAUUCACAUGUAGGUUUUGCAUAACAGAUGGUUGGGAGUUCUAUUGUAGUAAUCAUUAUGUCUGUCCAUCUGUCUGUUCAUCAAUACCAUCUGUCAGCAGGACAUGAUAGUCUUAGUAUUGUUUGACAGAUAGACAUUCAUAUUUUGUAUUUUACAAUGUGGACAGUGGUCAGAGAGAGAGACAUUUACAAAUUUUAUUCUUCAAAGUUCAAGGUUACAAUUAGAUAAUGAAUGUGGAGUUUUAUGAUGUGGUGACUUUUAUAUUUUUCAUCUGACAUACUUCAUACAUAUAAAAAGUGGUAAGAGGGAGACACCUGUACAUUGUAGGUCAAAUGUCAAGGUCACAACGAGGAAAUGAAUGUGGGUUUGUGAUGCAAUAUAUAGAGUAUUUAUUAACUGAGAGUCUUCAGAAUCAUUAUUCUAAUGAAAAAUUUCCAAAGGAAAACCCUUUAAAAUCAUAGGUUCAAAGGUCAUGGUCAUAGAGAGGUAGUAUAAGGUGGUGGGAUUGUGUGAUAUGCUGAAAAUCAUUCCAUCUGCAGACUGUGUUUGCUGAAAAUAGGUAAAGCUGAAAGAAAGAAAAAUGCCCAUAAUAUUUGACAUCAAGAUCUAAAUUGGGGUCAAGAAAGCAAAUUCAUAUUGUAAUCUGAUCUUACCAUAGGGUUCUGGAUGACUUCAUCAAAUGUCUAGUUUUGUUUUUAUGCAAUUUUAGCAUAGCAUAGUAAAUAUAGAAAUAAAUAUAGUAAUUUUGUAAUGAAGAUUAAUGAUAGAAAAAUGUACAAUUACAAGAUUGAUAUAAAUAACAUUUUUGAAUCGAAGAAAGUGUUAGCACAAGAAUAAUUUGAAAUAUGUGUUUUUGAUAAUUUUUGCACCCUAGUCACUCUGUAUAUUUAUGGUAUGUAACUGAAAAAUAACAAAGAUAUAUUCCAAAAAGUAUUCUCUGUGAAUACAACUUUAUAUGUGCAAUGUAUACCAUAAAUGUAUUUUGGUGCUUCUUAAGGAACAUGUGUCAUCUGCCAGCUUUAUGUAGAAAGAUAGGCUAAGCUUUUAUUUUAAACAGUUCAUAAAACCUUAUUAAUUUUUGUCAGUUUUUAAUUCGUUUUCUUCAAAGAAAUUCCAUUAAACCUUUUAAAUGGCAGGGAAAUUAUUGGCAGUUGCAACUGUCUAAUAUUCAAACUUUCUUGCAGGAUGUUGUCUUCACUGUAUAUCAUUGCUUUUCAAGAAUUUGGUUAUUUACAGGUUGAUUGGCUGUAUUAUGGUAUGGGCUUUUCUGUCCAUCCAUCUGUUAGCUUUUUCUUAUCAGGGUCAUGUGUUUCACACUAUGAUGCUAGGACUAUAAAAUCUGGUCAGCUGAUGCAUCUUUUGGGGUAUCUUGACCUAAAAAUAGGUCACUGUGACCUCCUUCUGGAGUUUAAUGACUCUAAAUACUCAAAUCGUGACUGGAUCAGAUCUUGCACACUGUGAGGCAUAAGACCAUCCAACUUGGUCAGUUAAUGCAUCUUCAGGGGAUGGUGUGUUGUGACCCAAAAGUAGAUCACUGUGGCCUCCUUCUGGACUUUUAUGGUUAUAUAUAAGUACAGUGUAUACUCAAAUUGUGUAUGAUCAUAUCUUUCACACUGAGGUGUAGGACCUUCAGACAUGCAUCUUUGGGGGACAUUGGGCUGUGACCCAAAAGUAGGUCGCUGGUCUCAUUUUAGAAUUUUAUGGCUAUACUUAGUCAAGAUGUGUCCAGAUCAUAUCGUGCACACUAUUCCGCCUAGCUCCAUCAAACCUGGUCUGCUGAUCUUUGAGUAUGCAAACAGAGAUAUGCAUCAUGUAUAUGUAGUUCCAGACAGGUAGGCAUAUCAUGUAUCCUAGCUGUGCACAUAUCCUAGCUGUGCACUCAAUUAAGAUACACAAAAACAUCUAUGUGAUUCUAAAGUAUAUUUAUUUUUAUUGUUUUUAUGUAUUGUUGAUUUAUAUGUAUAUUUGUAAAGAUAUCAGUUAUUCGUUUCAAACGAAAUGUUGUAUAAAGAUAUGGAAUUUUUUCUGAUUUUGAAUAUAAAUGCAUCUGUUGUAAUAAAAAAAAUAUCCUUGAA
Ostrea edulis (European flat oyster) is the source of this 9826-nucleotide messenger RNA. RefSeq lists its product as uncharacterized. Lineage: Eukaryota; Metazoa; Mollusca; Bivalvia; Ostreida; Ostreidae. The record is from RefSeq and is a predicted model, not a curated record. The transcript has 10 exons. The coding region runs from base 23 to 1387 and encodes 454 amino acids.